Molecule: messenger RNA, 819 nt
Organism: Tarenaya hassleriana
Lineage: Eukaryota; Viridiplantae; Streptophyta; Magnoliopsida; Brassicales; Cleomaceae
Product: probable NAD(P)H dehydrogenase (quinone) FQR1-like 2
Molecular function (GO): FMN binding; NAD(P)H dehydrogenase (quinone) activity
Source: RefSeq, a predicted model, not a curated record
AUGGGGAAAGGAGGCGGGUGCGUACCCAUCAAGAAGAAGAGGCAGCCGCCCCUCUCCGCCGCCAAUGACGGUGACGCCGCUCCGAGUCCGAUUGAAUUUGAUCGGACCACCGGAGACGGCGAACUGGCGACGGCCACCACCACCACCGUGGGAACGAACCCGGCGAUUGCGGCUGGGAUCCCGCUGAGGAUCUUCAUCGUCUUCUACUCGAUGUACGGGCACGUCGAGAGCUUGGCUAGGAGGAUGAAGAAGGGCGUCGAUGGCGUCGACGGCGUGGAGGCGACGGUGUACAGAGUGCCGGAGACGCUGCCGACUGAAGUUCUGGAGCAAAUGAAGGCGCCGCCGAAGGAUUUGGAGAUUCCCGAGAUAACGUCGGCGGAGCUUGCGGCGGCGGACGGAUUUCUAUUUGGAUUUCCGACGAGGUAUGGCUGUAUGGCUGCGCAGAUGAAGGCUUUCUUCGAUUCAACGGGGCAAUUAUGGAGGGAGCAGACGCUUGCCGAACCUGCCGGGUUCUUCGUGAGCACGGGAACGCAGGGUGGGGGCCAGGAGACCACCGCGUGGACAGCAAUCACACAGCUUGCACACCAUGGAAUGCUAUUUGUACCAAUAGGGUACACAUUUGGGGCCGGAAUGUUCAAGAUGGAUUCGAUCCGAGGAGGUUCUCCGUAUGGGGCAGGUGUCUAUGCCAGUGAUGGCACUAGACAGCCUACCGAAACAGAGCUGGCUUUUGCCGAGCAUCAAGGACAAUACAUGGCUUCGGUUGUCAAGAGACUUUCCCUGUCUUAAACCUUGGGUUUUUGUUCUUGGCAAAAAAAAAAA